Daucus carota subsp. sativus is the source of this 2403-nucleotide messenger RNA. Its product is annotated as putative receptor-like protein kinase At3g47110. NCBI's taxonomy places the organism in Eukaryota, Viridiplantae, Streptophyta, Magnoliopsida, Apiales, Apiaceae. Gene Ontology annotation, biological process: protein phosphorylation. The record is from RefSeq and is a predicted model, not a curated record. The transcript has 3 exons. Gene Ontology annotation, molecular function: protein binding; ATP binding; protein kinase activity. The coding region runs from base 1 to 2403 and encodes 800 amino acids.
AUGGAGGUUACGGGAAUGGGGUUAACGGGGAAAAAGAAUGGUAUGGAACCCAAGAGGUGGAAGGGCAAUGACACUGAUCAGCAUGCUUUGCUUUCUUUUAAGGCUAAGAUAACAGAUGACUCGUUAGGUGUGCUAGACUCGUGGAACAAUUCUAUCCAUUUUUGUCAGUGGAAAGGCGUUACAUGCAGCCGCAGACGUCAGAGGGUAAGAGCAAUAAACCUCGUUAACAAAAAUUUGAGGGGAACGAUCUCCCCUCAUAUUGGAAAUCUGUCAUUUCUUAGGGGAUUUUACCUCUACAACAACAGCUUUCAUGGCUCGAUUCCAAAUGAAAUUGGUAGACUGUUUCGCCUGCAACAGCUCAAUCUGGAAUCAAAUUCUUUUGAAGGCGGAUAUCCUGCCAAUUUGAGUCAUUGUGUACGUCUCACAAACAUCAGUAUUUAUGAUAACAAGCUUGAAGGAAAAUUACCUACUUACUUUGCUUCUUGGCCUCAGCUUUAUCUGUUUGCUCUAGGAAAGAACUAUUUUACUAGAUCAAUUCCGCCUUCAAUAGGGAAUUUGACCCUCCUUCAUUCUCUGCAUCUAGAUUACAACAGUCUAGUUGCAGGCAUACCAUUGGAAAUUACUCAUCUUGCAAAUUUAGAGCUUCUUGCAUUGGCAGUGAACAAUUUGUCGAGUAUGAUUCCCCUAGCUCUUUACAACAUGUCAUCCCUCCGUAUUGUUAGUCUUACCCAGAAUGAGCUAGAAGGAACGCUUCCAGGAGAUUUGGGCAUCACCCUCAGUCAGCUACAAGAGUUUUACAUUGGAGAGAACCGCUUUUCAGGGCUGUUUCCACCAUCACUAGCUAAUGCGUCCAAUCUUGUUAACUUUGAGAUAUGGGGCAAUAAUAUCACUGGGCCUAUACCAAACAAUUUGGGCAACCUUCCCAAUCUUGAAAUGCUCAGCCUAAGUCAGAACCUACUUGGAGGAGGCAACAAUAGGCUGAUCGACGACUGGAGCUUCUUUGAUUCUUUGGUUAAUUGUACUUAUCUACAAUACUUGUCCUUGAACGAGAAUAGUUUAAGAGGGCAGCUCCAAAUGUCAAUUGUGAAUCUCUCUACCACCAUGGAGGUACUUUACAUGUACACAAAUCAAAUAUAUGGAGGCAUACCCCGCGAAAUUGGAAAACUGGUGAACAUGACAACGCUUUCACUAUUUGGCAACUUAUUAACAGGGACCAUUCCAGGAUCAAUUGGAGAGCUUUCAAAGUUGGGCACACUAGAUUUAAGUACUAACGGCAUAUCAGGAGUAAUUCCGCCUUCAGUUAGCAACAUAACUCAGUUAUAUUUUCUCGCUUUACGUUGUAAUAUGCUCCAAGGAAGCUUGCCUCCUGAAUUGUUUACCAUCACAACUUUACAGGAAGUGGACCUUGCUAACAACAGGCUUACAGGUGUGAUACCUGUGGAAAUUAAUAGAUUAACUGGCGGUAUACCUGCUACUCUGGGUGAUUGUCUGAUGUUGGAGGAACUAGGUAUGGGCGGAAACCGUUUCCAAGGUAAAAUUCCAACUACUUUCAAAGCGUUGAAGAGUCUUCGAUAUCUAGACCUCUCAAUGAAUAACAUAUCUGGGAAUAUUCCAAGAUUUUUUGUUGGUUUUCAUCUGAUGGAAUAUCUCAACUUUUCGCACAACAAGCUUGGAGGUGAAGUGCCUGGAGAAGGACUUUUUUUAAAUAAAAGUGCUUUUUCGAUUGUUGGAAAUUCGGAGCUUUGUGGAGGUAUUCAAGCAUUGCAUUUGCCUACUUGUCCUGUAAAAUUCUCAAGGAAAGAGAAAGAAAAAAUUGCAUUGAGACUAAUAUUACUCCUAGUUCUAGUACCCACAGGUGUAUUGUUAGCAUGUCUUGCCUUAAUUUGUCAUCGAUGUCGAAACUCCAAGAAGGUGAAUGAACCUCACCAGAUUCUGAAGGACAAGCAAUAUCCUAAACUUUCAUAUCAAGACCUUUUACUAGCUACAAAUCAGUUUUCCCCGGACAAUUUGCUCGGUGAAGGAAGAUAUGGUUCUGUUUACAAAGGAGUUCUUGAAUCAGUGGAACACAUACUUGCUAUAAAGGUACUAAAGGUUGGAGUACGUGGAGCCAACAAGACUUUUUUGGCCGAGUGUGAAACAUUGAGAAAUAUUCGUCAUCGGAAUCUUAUCAAGAUCAUCACAGCUUGCUUUAGCACUGAUUUUAAGGGCAAUGACUUCAAGGCAUUGGUUUUUGAGUUCAUGACUAGAGGGAAUGUGGACCAUUGGUUGCAUCCAAGUCCUUCCGAUCAAGAAAAUGAAAGAAACUUGACUCUGCUCCAGAGACUAAAUAUUGCCAUCGAUGUUGCAUUAGGAGUGAUUACCUACAUCAUCAAAGUCAUACAAGAAUCAUUCAUUGUGACAUAA